AUGACUUGGUCUCUCGCUGCUGCCACCGCCUUGGUGGGUGUCCUUACGGCCGCCUCAUCAGUCGCCGUCUCUCCAGGGGGUGUAUACCCGCGGGACAUCUCGGACGUCUGCAACCAGAUCAAGGCCGCUAUCACCAAUGACUCUGCCGUCGAGUUCUCUCUGCUUGACUUCAAUCCCACCUACAACAAGGACGUCGGACACUGGAUGACCUCGAGCUCGCAACAAGCAGCCUGUUCCGUCGAGCCAGGGACCGCCGAGGAUGUCGGGAAAAUCCUCCAAAUCCUCGGAGACACAAACACCCCGUUUGCGGUCAAGGGUGGAGGCCACGCGUCGAACCCGGGCUGGUCGUCCACCACCGGCGUCCAGAUCGCGAUGUACCGCUUCGGCGAGGUCAACUACGACAGCACGACCAACACGGUCACGGUGGGAGCGGGUCUCAUCUGGGACGACGUCUACGCCGGCUUGGAGGAACAUGAGGUCAUGGUUGUCGGGGGCCGGGUGACCGGUGUCGGCGUUGCUGGCUUCACUCUUGGCGGAGGAUUCUCAUGGAAGACGAACCAGUUCGGCCUCACGGUUGACAAUCUUUCCGGCUAUGAGCUCGUGCUCGCGAACGGCUCCGUCCUCUCUGUCACCGCGGAAUCGUACCCGGACCUUUUCUUCGGUCUCAAGGGCGGUUACAACAACUUCGGCAUCGUCACCCGGUUCGUGCUGAACACGCACCCUCAAGGCCAGGUCUGGGGUGGCCUUAUUACGAUCACCGCCAACCAUGCCGAUGAAGUGACGGCAGCGACGCUCAAGUUUCAGAACUCGGUUUCAGACCCGAAGGCGGCCAUCCUUCCCACCUACAACUUCCUGAUCGGCUCGCUCGGCGUAUCACUCCUCAUGUUCUACGACGGCCCCACGCCGCCCGCGGGGAUCUUCGACGAUUUCCUCGCGAUCCCGUACUUCACCAAGGACGUCAGCACCCGUUCGUUCGUCGACCUCGUCCAGGUUUCUCCCGCGAACGCCACGGGCGGCCAACGCGGCAUCUUCCACACCGUCUCUGUGCUCGAGUACACGCCCGCGAUCAUGGCUGCGGUCAAAAACGAGUCCGAGUUCUGGGGCGAGCGCCUGUCGCUAACCGCCUCCGGCUCGUUCAUCUCGUACGACGUCGAGCCGUUCCUGUCCUCGCUCUUCUCCCACGCGCCCGAGGGCUCGUCCGCGUACCCGCCCUCGCGCGCGCAGGGCCUCCUCCCGCUCAACAUCUACUACGCCUGGACGCUGGCGGCGUACGACGACGUGAUGCACGACGCCGCGCGGCAGAGCGCGGCGCAGCUCACCGCGGUCGUCGAGGCCGAGGGCCAGGACAUCGCGGGCGCGGCGCUGUACGGCAACUACGCGAUGUUCGACACGCCGCUCGAGCGCCUCUACGGGGACAACAUCGCGAAGCUGCAGGCGAUCAGGGCCACGUACGACCCGAACGGCGUGAUGGCGCUUGCGGGCGGGUGGAAGUUCUGA
Messenger RNA from Epithele typhae, 1497 nucleotides. RefSeq names its product FAD-binding domain-containing protein. The coding region runs from base 1 to 1497 and encodes 498 amino acids. The record is from RefSeq and is a predicted model, not a curated record. The transcript has 11 exons. Lineage: Eukaryota; Fungi; Basidiomycota; Agaricomycetes; Polyporales; Epitheliaceae. Gene Ontology annotation, molecular function: oxidoreductase activity; FAD binding.